AUGGAGCAGUGCUGGAAGCAAGACCCCGGGCAUCGCCCCGAGGGAUUUGGGCCCGUGGUACAGGCGCUGGCAAGCGUUGUGUCGCGUGAUGGAGAUCCUCGCAAUCACAGCGCAGUUGCCGUGGAUGCCACCUCGUCACCAGGUACCCAGCGUAGUGUUGGCCCAUCGAGCGAUGGAGUGGGAACGGCACCGGAUACGGUUAGUGAUGGUGUUGAGGCGUCACCCCUUGUUGCAGAAGAGGAGGUCGGAACCACCGCGCUGCCUCGAGACUCUGGAAAUGUACAGACACCGAGUAAGGAUUUGCUGCUCGCGAACAAAGCACUCGCGCCGUCAGCUGGAACUAGCGGCGAAUGCAAACAGCUGACCGAGAUGAUCGACGAGGAGGUCGCCACGAAGGGCAAAUACGCGCAGGCAGACCCUGCGUAUCUCGAAGCUAUUGAGAUUCAGCAGCAGACGCUAGGUCCUGACCACGCAGACCUUGCGACAACGCUCAAUGGCCGAGCUCUAUUGUUAAAGAGUCAGGGGAAGUAUGCCGAGGCGGAUACUCUAUCCCUUCUAGCCGUCGAGAUUGUAGAGAACAUGCUGGGCCCCGACCACCCCGAUCUUGCGCCGUGUCUCGGUAUCCGGGCGGUACUUUUGAAGGAGCAGGGGAAGUACGCAGAGGCCGGCCCUCUCACUCUUCGAGCUAUCGAGAUUGGAGAGAAGACGCUAGGUCCUGGCCACCCUGAUGUUGCUGGAUGGCUCAGCGAUCGAGCGGAUUCGUUGCGUGCUGAGUGCAAGUAUGCUGAAGCAGAUGCUCUGUACCUUCGAUCUAUCGAGAUUGGAGAAGCGACGCUAGGUCCUGACCACCCCGAUCUAGCUUCAUGGCUCAGCAACCGGGCUUUUGUGUUGCGGGCACAGUGGAAGAUUCCUGAGGCGGACUCUCUGUCCCUUCGAGCUGCCGACAUCGGGGAGAAAACCCUAGGCCCUGAGCACCCCGACCAUGCUGCAAUUCUCUCUAGUCGGGCGUGGGUGCUAGCGGCACAGGGCAAGGAUUCUGAGGCGGACCGUCUGUACCUUCGAGCCAUCGAGAUUGGGGAGAAAACAUUGGGCCCCGACCACCUGAUGGUUGCCACCAUGCUCAACAGCCGGGCGUUAUUUUUGGAGAAGCAGGGCAAGCAUGCUGAGGCCGACCCUCUGUACGUUCGAGCUAUCGACACAUUGGGCCCUGACCACCCUGAUUUCCCGGUAUGGCUUGGCAACCGGGCGUCGCUGUUGGAGAAACGGGGAAAUGAUUCUAAGGCGAACCGCCUGUUCCUUCGAGCCAUCAACAUCGGCGAGAAGACGUUGGGCCCUGUCCACCCGCAGCUUGCCGCCAUGCUCAACAACCGGGCGGUAUUGUUACAGAAACGGGGCAAGUAUGCCAAGGCGGACACUUUGCACCUUCGAGCUAUCGACAUUGGGGAGAGGAGGUUGGGCCCCGACCACCCCGAUUUUGCUCUAUGGCUGGUCAACCGGGCAUCGUUGUUAGAGAAACAGGGCAAGGUUUCUGAGGCGGAAUGUUUGUGCCUUCGAGCUAUCGAGAUUGGAGAGGUGGCGCUAGGCCCUGACCACCCCGAUCUCGCUGGAUGGCUCAACGACCGGGCGGUACUGCUAGAAAAACAGGGAAAGUAUGCCGAGGCGGACCCUCUGUCUUUUCUAGCUAUCGACAUGGCGGAGAGGACGCUGGGCCCUGACCACCCUCGUGUUUCAGUAUUGCUUGGCAGCCGGGCGUCAUUGCUAGAUAAACGGGGCAACAAUUCCGAGGCGGACCGUCUGUACCUUCGAGCCAUCGAGAUUGGAGAGAAGGCUUUUGGCCCUGACCACCUGCAGCUUGCCGCCAUGCUCAACAACCGGGCGGUGUUCGUAGAGAAGCAGGGCAAGUAUGCUGAGGCGGACCCUCUGUACCUUCGAGCUAUCGACAUUGGGGAGAGGAUGUUGGGCCCUGACCAUCCGGACUUUGCUCUAUGGUUCGGCAAUCGGGCGUCCUUGUUAGUUAAACAGGGCAAGCACACGGAGGCAGACCACCUGUACCUUCGAGCCAUCGAGAUCGGGGAGAAGACACUGGGCCCUGACCACCCGGGGUUUGCGGCCGUGCUCAACAACCGGGCGUUAUUUUUGGAGAAACAGGACAAGAGGUUUGAGGCGGACCGUCUGUACCGUCGAGCCAUCGAGAUUGGGGAGAAGACUUUAGGCCCUGACCACCUGCAGCUGGCCACCAUGCUGAACAACUGGGCGGUAGUCGUAGAGAAACAGGGCAAGUAUGCUGAGGCAGACUCUCUGUACCUUCGAGCUAUCGACAUUGGGGAGAGGACAUUGGGGCCCGACCACCCAGAUGUUGCUGUAUGGCUCGGCAACCGGACAUCGUUGUUAGAGAAACAGGGAAGGCACAGGGAAGCAAUCCCGCUCUUGGAGGGGACCGUUUCAUCCCAGACGAAGAAUCUGGGAGGAAACCAUCAAGACACAGUUGACACUCGGGACAGACUGAAGCGUGUGCGAAAGCACACGAGGUCAAUUGGCUUCCUCAAGAACCUUCGGAAAUGA
Molecule: messenger RNA, 2562 nt
Organism: Ectocarpus siliculosus
Lineage: Eukaryota; Phaeophyceae; Ectocarpales; Ectocarpaceae
Source: the annotation of a GenBank genome assembly